AUGUCCGAGAGCUACGAGCUGGCGUUGUAGGCUUCGUGGAAGCUGCGCGUUGUGCUGCUGGCGGCGGGUCAUUCAGCGCUGUGUUUCGGAAGGAGGACACGGGACGCAGGAGUGGCCGGGACCGCUGAGCGGAGUGGAUGGGCUGAGGGAGCCGCCGGGAUUGUGAGAGGCCGGAGAGGGACUGCCUGCACCGGGGCAGCAGCAUGGCAUUUGAAUACAUUGUGGAAUAUGACUAUGAUGCGGUACAUGAGGACGAGCUGUCUAUACGGGUCGGGGACAUCAUCAAGAAUGUGAAGAAGCUGGAUGAUGAGGGAUGGCUGGAAGGAGACUUACACGGCAAGCGAGGAGCUUUUCCUGAUAACUUUGUUAAGGAAAACAAGAAAGAUGCUGAACCAAAGGAAGAAAAUGUACCCAAAAGGGAGAAACCAGGCAAUGUGGCGAGUCUGGUGCAGCGGAUGAGUGUUUAUGGCAUUCCAGGGAUUGGGCCGCCUCCUCAGAACAGGUCCUUCAAGAGAAAGUCUAAGAAGAGGCAGUGCAAAGUUCUCUUUGACUACUUUCCGCAGAAUGAAGACGAACUGGAACUCAAAACUGGGGACGUCCUGGAAAUCACAGAGGAGGUAGAAGAAGGAUGGUGGAGUGGGACCUACAGUGGCCGAUCUGGCCUGUUUCCAUCAAACUUUGUGAAAGAGCUGGAUCUGUCAGACGACGCAGAGAGCCAGGAGAGUUCUGAAGACACAGCAGAGCCUCCUGCCGCCCCCGCUGGUGCUUCCCCUUCUUCUCCUGCGUUAUCUCCUGGUAAUAGCUUAGAAGCUUCCACACCCACCGUCGCUCACCCAAAGAAAGUCAUGGGAGUUGGUUUUGGAGAUAUUUUCAAGGAAGGGUCUGUGAAGCUGAAACCGAGGAUGCCACCUGCAGAUCCUGAAAUCAAGAAGCCAGAGAAGCCGUCACCUACACCACCAGCAAUUAAAGCGACGCGCACACUAAGCUCAGAUCUACCAAAAACAGAAGUUGACGGCAAAGCAAAAGCCAAAGAGACGUGCAGAGCGUUGUAUCCCUACGGAGCACUCAAUGAGGAUGAACUCAGUUUUAAAGAAGGCGACACAAUCCACCUAAUAACUAAAGAUACUGGCGAUCCUGGUUGGUGGAAAGGGGAGCUCAAUGGUAAAGAAGGGGUUUUUCCUGACAACUUUGCUGCUAUUAUCCCUGAUUCUGAAAAGGAAUUACAGAAGCCAAAGAAGCCUCCACCUCCGAAAAGUACGGUGCCAAAGCCUGAACUUCGACAUGGAGACAAAAAGUUCACUCCUCCCAAAUCAGAAGAGAAAGAUGAAAGGCCAUCUCUUGAGCAUAAGCCAUCCCUGGAUCUCAAGCCAUUGGUGGAUUUCAAGCCUGCGAAACCAGCGGCGCCUCUGGUACCUCCCAAGAAACCCACUCUUGUAAAUAAGUCAUCUAAUCUGGUCAAGCCGGCAACCAUCCCACCCAAGCGACCUGAAAAGCCAGCCUUCUCAACACUUCCAUCCAAACCAAAUGGGGAGUCACCUCGACCAAAGUCAGAAUUUGAGCCAUUUAGCAGAACAAAAAUGGAUCUAGAGCAAAUUCUGAGCCGACCAAAAUCUCAGGAGGUGGAGCCGAGUACAGCGAAAAGCCCCCGAGAAAAUGCUCCCUCAGAGCUCAGUUUUGAUGAACUUCUGCCUACCUCAGAAAACUUGUCUCACCCAACUGCCAGCCGACCAAAGAUGCCCGGCAAGAGGCUGCCCGGCCGCUUCAACGGUUCCAGCCCUCAGGCUUCACCUCCGACCGAGACCCAGAUGGUACCAGUACAUCAUGAAGAGGAGAAUGAAAGUGCCAAAACGCCUCCACCGGAAGUAAAGAAGCCAUCUGUAACCACAUCCUCGGCCUCUAUAUUUACACCCACACCGACUGUGUCAAAACCCAGCACCACCCCAAUGAGCCCCAUUCUAGUGCACAAUAAAACAAAGCUUGAUGUAAAUGAUGGGAAGAAGAGCGAAGUGGAGGAGAUAAGAGCCCAGCUGGGCGAGCUGCUCACUCUUGUGGAUGCACUUAGGAAAGAACAUAGGAAAGAAAUAGACAAAUUAAAGAAAGACUUGGAAGAGGAGAAAACACUACGAUCCAGUUUAGAGAGCGAGAUCGAUAAAUUGAAGAAAGCCGUACAGCUGACAUGAGACAGACGUCC
Molecule: messenger RNA, 2191 nt
Organism: Nanorana parkeri
Lineage: Eukaryota; Metazoa; Chordata; Amphibia; Anura; Dicroglossidae
Gene: CD2AP
Product: CD2 associated protein
Exons: 18
Coding region: 204-2180 (658 amino acids)
Molecular function (GO): protein binding
Source: RefSeq, a predicted model, not a curated record